Molecule: messenger RNA, 1509 nt
Organism: Colletotrichum graminicola M1.001
Lineage: Eukaryota; Fungi; Ascomycota; Sordariomycetes; Glomerellales; Glomerellaceae
Product: TruB family pseudouridylate synthase
Exons: 2
Coding region: 1-1509 (502 amino acids)
Biological process (GO): mRNA pseudouridine synthesis; tRNA modification
Cellular component (GO): mitochondrion
Molecular function (GO): RNA binding; pseudouridine synthase activity
Source: RefSeq, a predicted model, not a curated record
AUGGCGAAAGACACCGUACUCGAGGGCGUCUUCGCCAUCAAUAAGCCGUACGGCAUGAGCUCCGCGCAGGUGAUCCGCGAUUGCCAGACGCAAAUGAACCCUUCAGCAUUGUUUAAGCCGCUGAUUGAAAAGGACCUCGCCUCCAAGAUGCGUGAGCCCAAGGCCGAAUGGAAGCGUCGUCGGGCCGUUAAGAGGGAUUCGCGCGUGAAGAUGGGCCACGGAGGGACUCUCGACCCAUUGGCGACUGGCGUGCUCAUUCUCGGCGUCGGAUCGGGAACCAAGUCCCUUGGCUCCUUCCUCGAUUGCAAAAAGACCUACGAGACGGUCGUUCUCUUCGGCGCAAGCACAGACACCUACGACCGCGUCGGCAGGAUAUUGAGCAGACGGCAAUACGACGAGAUCACGAGAGACAAUGUCGAGAAGGCAUUGGGCGACUUCCGGGGCAAAUUUCAGCAGAUCCCGCCUCUGUACUCGGCACUCAAGAUGGAGGGCAAGCCCUUGUACGAGUACGCUCGCGAGGGCAAGGCCAUCCCUAGAGAAAUCGCAGGACGAGAGGUCGAGGUGACGGAGCUUGAAAUGGUCGAGUGGUACGAGCCUGGCACGCACAACUACAGAUGGCCUACGGAGGAGGCAGAGGCUGCCGAGAAGAACCUCGCCGAGCAGGUCUGGCGAGUGGAGAAGCAGCAGGGGUCCGGCCGUAAACUGACUCCUGAUGAGGAGAAGGAGGAAGAAAGGGCCCUGUCCGAGCAUGAGACUGUUAAGAAGAAGUUCGAGGAGCGCCAAGACGGCCUUAUCCGUGAUAAGCCCGCCAAGAAACAGAAGCCGCCCAAGAACCCGGCCCUUAUGUCCGGUGCCCUGGGACAGCUCCCAGCCGGCAAGGGCUCCAAUCUCAUUCCCCCGCCUCCGUCCGCCGACGAGCCGUUUCCCUGGACCGACAAGGGACCGCCCGCUGCCCGGAUCCGCAUGACUGUCACCUCUGGAUUCUACGUGCGUAGCUUCUGCCACGACCUCGGCGCCAAGGUCAAUUCGGCGGGCUUGAUGGCGGAACUGGAGCGCUCGCGACAGGGCGACUUCGAGGUCCGCACUGACAACUGCCUGGAAUACGAGGAUCUACUCAAGGGAGAACAAGUCUGGGGUCCCAAGGUGACGCAGAUGCUGACCGCCUGGUCCGAGAAGUACCCCAACGGAGCGCCCCAGGGGCCCCAGAGGCGACAGAACAACCAGGAGCAACAGAACCAGAGCCGCAAGCAGGACAGAAAGCGCAAAUGGGAGGAUAAUAAGAAGGUAGACAAGAGCGACGAAAAUGACAGGAAGAGAAGAAACUCCAGCUCGGGAGAUGAGGCACCUGCCUCCAAGGUUGCAAGGACGGAGGAGGCUAAGGGAUCGCCCAACACAUCACCCAAAGGUUCGCUCAAGUCUUUCCCAGAGGGUUCUCCCAAGGUGAAGGCAGCUGACACAAAGAAGAAACUGAAGCCUGAAGAAAUCGAAUGGGAGGGCUUCCAGGACUAA